Diorhabda carinulata is the source of this 1218-nucleotide messenger RNA. RefSeq names its product GDP-fucose transporter 1 (gene nac). Bases 98 to 1090 code for a protein of 330 amino acids. Gene Ontology annotation, molecular function: antiporter activity. Gene Ontology annotation, cellular component: Golgi apparatus. The transcript has 6 exons. Lineage: Eukaryota; Metazoa; Arthropoda; Insecta; Coleoptera; Chrysomelidae. Gene Ontology annotation, biological process: protein O-linked glycosylation via fucose; GDP-fucose import into Golgi lumen. The record is from RefSeq and is a predicted model, not a curated record.
CUUAUAUUAAUUUCAUAACCUUAAAAUGUUGUAAAUAAAGUGAAAAGUCUAUAUUUACAUUAAAUAAAGAAUAUGUAAUAUUAUAAUUUGCUUUACAAUGUCGGUCGAAAAAUCUUUAUUUUCCAAAUAUGUCACAAUAUUUUUUGUGGUUAGUGGAUACUGGAUUGUUUCUAUUACUACAGUUUUUGUCAAUAAAACAUUAUUUAGUCACAUUGACUUGGAUGCCCCAAUGUUUGUAAAUUUUACUCAAACAUUAAUUACAGCAGCAAUAUGUUAUAUGAAGAAGAUUCUUAGUACAACAUACCCAAACACAUUUAGAUUUCCAGAUGUAGAUUUAUGGGACAAACACACUUUGAAAACAGUAUUACCUCUUUCUAUUCUGUUCACUACAAUGAUCUCUACAAACAAUUUAUGCUUAAAAUAUACAUCAGUAGCCUACUACUAUAUUGGAAGAUCACUCACAACAAUAUUUAAUGUAGUAUUUACAUUUUUAAUACUGGGAGAAACAACUUCAAGAAAAUGUAUAGCUUGUUGUGCUGUUAUUAUAGGUGGUUUUUGGUUGGGAGUUGACCAAGAAAAUUUAGCAGGAAGUUUAUCAAUACCUGGAUUUAUAUUUGGCAUUCUGGGAUCCCUAUCAUUAUCACUAUUUUCAAUAUUUACAAAAAAAGUCUUACCUAAAUUAAAUGGUGAAAUUUGGGCAUUAUCCUAUGCUAAUAACGUUUAUGCCAGUAUUCUUUUAUUUUUUGUUAUGAUUUUAAAUAAUGAACUUGGGGAAUUAUACAAUUACCCAAAAUUUUCCGAAUUAUUUUUCUGGUCCAUAGUGAUAGUUGGAGGGGUUUGUGGAUUUACUAUUGGAUAUUUUACAACAUUGCAGAUAAAAUAUACAUCAGCAUUAACUCAUAAUAUAUCUGGUACUGCAAAGGCGUGCGCACAAACAGUACUUGCUACUUAUUGGUACCACGAAACAAAAUCCCUAUUGUGGUGGACCUCGAAUUUUAUAGUAUUAUCAGGAAGUGCUUGUUAUACUUGGAUUAAACAGCUUGAUAUGGAAAGAAGACAUAAGGAGAAUAUUGCAUAUCAGAGAGUUUAGAAUUUAAUUCGAAAAGAAAUACUUGUAAUAAAUUCCUGAACAAAAAGGGCACAUUGAUUUAUUUUAUGUGAUAACGCCAACACUGUAAUUUAAGUUUUCAAAAUAUAUUUAAAAUGGUUGUUUAUAAA